Messenger RNA from Hibiscus syriacus, 852 nucleotides. RefSeq names its product WUSCHEL-related homeobox 13-like. Gene Ontology annotation, molecular function: DNA-binding transcription factor activity; DNA binding. NCBI's taxonomy places the organism in Eukaryota, Viridiplantae, Streptophyta, Magnoliopsida, Malvales, Malvaceae. The transcript is spliced from 2 exons. The annotation marks the transcript as partial. The record is from RefSeq and is a predicted model, not a curated record.
CUCGGAUACUUGAUCGUCUCUCUCUCAGGUGGUAGGCUGGGGAACCUGUAUUGCGACCCUUUAGUGGCAUCUGCUGGGCACAAAAUUACGGCUAGACAGCGGUGGACACCGACUCCGGUGCAGCUCCAGAUUCUGGAACGUAUAUUCGAACAGGGGACUGGAACUCCGAGCAAGCAAAAGAUCAAGGAGAUAACCUCGGAGGUGAGCCAGCAUGGUCAAAUUUCCGAAACGAAUGUCUAUAACUGGUUCCAAAACAGACGGGCUCGGUCCAAGAGGAAGCAACUGGGAUCAUCAGCCAACAAUGCUGAAUCAGAACAAGAGACGGAAGUCGAGUCACCGAAUGAAAAGAAGACGAUGAAGCACGAGAAUCAUAUCUCUCAGCAGAACCCUGCACCGAGAGCUGAAGAUCUGUGCUUCCAGAACCCUGAGAUAUCCUCCGACUUGCAUUUCUUGAGUGUCAUGUCCAAUCCAAAUGCAUACAAAGGUGGAGAUGAACAUCAGUCCGGAAAAAUGCGAAUGCCGGCAAGUUACAACAUUUACGACCAGGCAGAAGACUACGGCAUGGCAGGGUGAGAGAUGAGAUUCAGGUUGCGCAAACAAGCCAUCGGAGACUCCAAUCGGUGGGCUAGGGCCGACUGUGGAGAUAAAGAACUUGGUUUAAUCAUGGAACAAUAGCAUGCUUAUUGCUUAACAUCGUAAAGCUAAUACUUCUAGUUUGAACAUGAGAUGAGCCAGUUAAGCUGGAAAUGGACUUCUUUGUAUGAUUUCUGUAGUGUGCCAUUGUGUUUUGUCUUUGUUUUUCUUUUUGUUAAUAGAAGGAACCCCAUGAAUGUUCUGGCGAGUUCUUCAUUG